UUCUGUCAUCUCGAUGCUAAUGCACUGAUUUGUGACCGUCACAGGGUUCUCCAGGCUAUCAAUUAAUAGACGGAUAGGGGGCGAAAUGGCAAUUUAUCGGAUAUUCUCGGAUGCCGACGGCGAGAGCCACAUCGAGGACUGGAAUCUGGAAGAACACCCGGAACUGGGGGAGCUGAUCAAUGUGUCUGAGGUGCGGGUGCAGGAGUUUGACGGGUCCCGACACCGGGACUUUCAUCCCCUGCCCGAGCGCAGGCUGAUCAUCCAUCUGUCCGGCGAAGUAGAGAUCGGUGCCAGCGAUGGCGCGAAGCGGGUGCUGCGGGCCGGAGAUAUACGGAUGAUGGAUGACGUCACCGGAAAGGGACAUACGCACAACGACCUGACCCCAUCGGCCGCAGUCUACGUCCUGCUGAACGACUGA
Messenger RNA from Geodia barretti, 418 nucleotides. The record is from the annotation of a GenBank genome assembly. Lineage: Eukaryota; Metazoa; Porifera; Demospongiae; Tetractinellida; Geodiidae.